This is a messenger RNA of Gopherus evgoodei (Goodes thornscrub tortoise), 828 nucleotides long. RefSeq lists its product as uncharacterized. The transcript has 3 exons. Bases 1 to 828 code for a protein of 275 amino acids. Lineage: Eukaryota; Metazoa; Chordata; Testudines; Testudinidae. The record is from RefSeq and is a predicted model, not a curated record.
AUGGGAUCUCAGUCCCAACUGUGCUUGAGCUGUAGGAAUUCGGAUUCCUAUGGGCAGAUUUCUCGAGGCUUGUGCGAAAAGGGCUGUGAUUGGGACACACUGCAGUGCAGAGUGAAGACAAAGGAGCUGAGGCAAGCGAACCAUAGAACCAGGGAGGCAAACCGCUGCUCAAGUGCUUCACCUAAGACCUGCCGAUUCUAUAAGGAACUGGAUGCUAUCCUCGGUGACUACCCAACCUCCAUUGCUAAGAUCCUCGUGGACACUUCGGAGGGCACGGAGAUAGCGGAAAGAGGACAUAACCCGGAGGAUGAAGUUAUUGAUGAAGAGGUGGAGUUAGAUGAGGAUGUGCAGCUUCCGGUGGGGUUGCUAGGUGGGGCAGGCAGCCAGGAACUGUUCUCCACUCCAGAAGUGUCUAGCCAGUCUCAGCAAUUGCUCUUCAGUGAACAAGAAGCAGGAGAUGAGACACCUGCUGUGGCCUUGAGGAACACCCCACGCACUCCAGCUGAGCGUCUCCACCAGAUAAGAAAGUACUCAAGACGCAGCAAAGAAGACAUGUUCUGGGAGGUCCUGCAGUGCUCCAAUGCAGAAAAAAGGGAAUGCAAGGAAUGCUGGGAAGCCGAAUGGCAGGACAGAAAAGAGAAUCACGCAUUUGUUAAGGACACAACUGAGCAGAUGCUUAAAGUAAUGGAGGAGCAAACACAGAUGCUGAAGUCCUUAAUAGUGCUGCAGACUGAGCAGAUCAGUGCUCGACCUCCACUGCAGCACAUUCAGAACUCUUUUCCAUGCUCCUCCAAACUCCAUGCACACAUUCCUUUCCACCUUCUAUGA